CGCCGCAAUGACUCCAAAUUCAACGCACAACGAAUCGUCGUUGUCAUUUGUCGACAGCUUCUGGGGAAAGGAAUUAAAUGGCAUCGAUACGCUAUUCCGUCGUAUGGAGUCUGGCCACCAAACGUGUGAGAAUCUCUAUGCUAUAUACAUGGGAAGAGCCAAGGUCGAAGCUGACUACAGCAAUCAUUUAUCGGUUAUUUCACGUACCGUCCUCUGCGACGAAGGAGAAACUGGAGACAUAGUAAGGGCAUUGGAUGUCUUUAGCAACGAGAUGGCCACCAACGGACAAUCACAUUUGGAAUUGGCUCGUAAAAUUGAGUCCGAUAUUGCCGGUCCUCUACAAAACUUUUCACAAAAUUAUAUCGACCUUGUCAGUGAAUGCCGAAACCGAAUUGACGAACUUUGCGAUACCCGCGAUAGGUUUGCUGCUGUUAUAGUUGAGACGGGCGAUCGAUUUACAGCGGAGCAAAAACGACUAGGAGCAGAUAGAAACAGUAGAGCGUCAAGAUUUGCGCAAGAACGACUACGAGAAAUACAAUACCAAUCUGCGAUUGCGAACUUUGAAGGGUCUGUGAAGGAGUUACACGACAUAUGGGGAGACUGUUGCACUGUUUUGCAAGAUUUAGAGGAACAGCGCAUUGAGCUGUUGAUACUCAAGAUGUGGGAGUAUGCCAAUCUAUACUCCGCCAAUCUGUUAAGCGAGGACGAUACCUAUGAGAGCAUACGACAAAGUUUGGACAAGUGCAAGAUACAAGAUGAGAUUGAAACAUUCAUAUCUGAGAAAGCGACUGGCAGGGAAGUCCCAGCCCCUUUGGACUAUCUACAAAAGUAUGUUCAGCAUAAUGGAAAAGGAAGAGAAGUUGAGGAAAUACCUGAGCCUCAACUCCCUGUAAAUAAGACUUUGCCACCGCGACCGGAUCGAGCUCCUACGGUGACCAAAAAGACCUUGGCCAAGAUACAAACAAACUCGGUUAGACAGCAACCAACGGUGGCUAAAGAACUUCCAGGAUUCGGUUCAAAUAAACGCAUGGACAUUCGGCGUAAACCAGUUAGCUCCACUAGCUCACCCAUGAAAUCAAGUCCUCCCACUCGAAACGACAAUGACAUGGUGAUGGCUAGCAGCCAGUCUGAGGAUAGCUUGAGGUCAAAGAGCAAGCCUAUUGGAGAACUAGAGGAACUAUUGAAAAGAUUUGAAGGCGGUAAUGAACAACCACAAGAAGCCCCUAGGAAAAACAGAUCAAAUCACAGCGUUCGCCAGGGAGGUACUCCACCUAUGCCACCUCCACGUCCACAUGAGAAGUAUCGACAAUCUAUGGUGGUGGAAAGCGAUUAUUCUGAGAAGAAAAAUCAAGUAAAGACCGCCGAUCGUCGACAAUCUGCCCCACCUCCGUCUAAUACCCAGUCUCGAUCCCUAACUCCCACAUCAAGCUCUUCAACCGACAUUCUUUCUCCUCCCAAGUCACCAAGGCCACAAUCACAACAACUGAGUCCUAGGCUGCCUGACGCAGAAGUUCCAGUUGAGCCCAUAACGCCACCACUGUCAGCCUCCUCUACAGAAAUGUGCCCAUCGCCGGUAUUCUUGCAACAGGCGUACCACCCACCGCAAGAAAAUGACGAAUGGAAAGUGUCAAGUUCUCCUUCUCCAAUUGAGCAGGAACACCAGCAACGACAGCAGUUGCAGCAGCACCAACAGAUGCAACAACAACAGCAGCAGCAGCAGCAGCAGCAGGUUCAACAACAGAUGCAACAACAGCAUCACCAGCAACAUUUGUUGUCUCAGCAAUCACAGUCUACCAGUCAUCUUCCUCAGCAGCAACAACAGCAGCCCACCCAUGGCCAACACUCGAUCCAACAAUCCCAGCAACAGCAGCAUGUAGCUCAAAGUCAGCACAUGAUGCCUCAACAACAGCAACAACCCAUUCAAGGUCAGCCCUUGAUGCAUCAAUCUCAACAGCAGCAACAAAUGGCCGUGCCAUAUGCAAACCAGGGACAGCAGUACAUGAGAAGCCAAACCCUUCCUGCAAACUAUGGAGGAUCAUCCCCAAUGAUGGCACCUCGGUCUCCGAUGAUGAGGUCACCCAUGAUACAGCCAAGAUCACCCAUGAUACAAAAUGGUGCUGUUUCGCCAAUGAUGCAAGCGGCCUCCGCACCACGGCCUACAACCCUUCCAAACGGACGACCAAUAUUACAAUGGGCGGUAGCGAAGUACGACUAUGCAGCAAGGGACAAGACGGAGCUCAGUUUCCGAAAAGGAAGUGUCAUGGCCAUUUUGGGCCCUUCUGAAGACGAAGAUUGGUGGCUAGCCGAUCUCUGGGACGAGCAAAAUCGCUGCUCAUACGGCCACGGUACCGUACCUAGCAAUUACGUGCAGACACUGUAGAUUCAGUAGCGCACAUUAUCACCCUUUGACCUUUUUUUAAAAAUACCAUCUGUACAAUUUCGAAGUGUUUUGUUAAUUUUUCUUCUUUUUUAUGUUCGUUCUUCAAUCGUUCUCUAUA
Molecule: messenger RNA, 2498 nt
Organism: Umbelopsis ramanniana AG
Lineage: Eukaryota; Fungi; Mucoromycota; Umbelopsidomycetes; Umbelopsidales; Umbelopsidaceae
Exons: 10
Coding region: 8-2380 (790 amino acids)
Biological process (GO): actin filament polymerization
Cellular component (GO): actin filament; plasma membrane; cytoplasm
Molecular function (GO): actin filament binding
Source: RefSeq, a predicted model, not a curated record